AUGAAGCUCUGUGUGACUGUCCUCUCUCUCCUCGUGCUAGUGGCUGCCUUCUGCUCUCCGGCACUCUCGGCGCCAAUGGGCUCAGACCCCCCCACGGCCUGCUGCUUCUCCUACACCGUGCGGAAAGUUCCUCGGAGCUACGUGGAGGAUUACUACGAGACCAGCAGCCUUUGCUCCCAGCCCGCUGUGGUAUUCCAGACCAAAAAGGGCAGACAAAUCUGUGCCAACCCCAGUGAGCCCUGGGUCCAGGAGUACAUGAAUGACCUGGAACUGAACUGA
This is a messenger RNA of Miniopterus natalensis, 279 nucleotides long. Its product is annotated as C-C motif chemokine 4. Lineage: Eukaryota; Metazoa; Chordata; Mammalia; Chiroptera; Miniopteridae. Gene Ontology annotation, biological process: inflammatory response; chemokine-mediated signaling pathway; positive regulation of cell migration. Gene Ontology annotation, cellular component: extracellular region. The record is from RefSeq and is a predicted model, not a curated record. Gene Ontology annotation, molecular function: chemokine activity; CCR chemokine receptor binding.